Messenger RNA from Paralichthys olivaceus (Japanese flounder), 5687 nucleotides. RefSeq names its product ELMO/CED-12 domain containing 3 (gene elmod3). NCBI's taxonomy places the organism in Eukaryota, Metazoa, Chordata, Actinopteri, Pleuronectiformes, Paralichthyidae. The record is from RefSeq and is a predicted model, not a curated record.
CCCAGGAUGCACUUGCAAAUACCGUGGCCACUGGACGGGGGAAGGGAAGCUGAGAUUGGAGGGAGAAACAAUCAGAAACUGAGAUAUUGAGUACAUAUGACAGCCCCUUCUCAGGACUCUGGCCAUACAAGAACUCUAUCCAUGACCUACAUCUCACUGGACACCUGCAGCUCUUACUUUGGACAUGUGUUGCCAUUUCAUAUGAGGCUGAAGACAUAACACAGCUUCGGUGCAAGAAACCUAAUCUGCACCUGCACUAGUACCUCUCAGUGCAUACUGGAUUUCUCUUGAGUGCCAAAGUAAUGAAGAGUCUCGGACAGGGAGAGCCCAGCCCUGAAAAGCAAUGUCAUCAUCCAGCCUCUGUACACCUCUGAUAGGGCUGAGGAGUGAACCCACCAGCCAAGCAGAUCUGUGGGGAAGAGGAAGGAGGAAACUUGUGUAUUGAUGGAUAUCCAUUUCCUCCCAUCAGCUCUUGUAGACAGAUACCUGCACAUCCCUCUCUGUGUACACAUUCAAGGUUAGAAUUUGGAGUAGCUAAUCAAACCAGGCUCCCAUCAACAACACACAAUCACCGCUAUCACACAGAAGAUGAUGUGCACAACGUGGAUUUCUGUUGCCACUGACAGUUUUGUGAGAUCAUACUGAUGACUGUGGACGUUGAGUUCUCUGUGUGUAUGAGUAGAAAAUUAGAAAGGUUUAGAUACUUGCAGUCACUGCAAAGGUGCACUACAGAAACCAUGGUGGUCCUUGCAUCAGCUCCUCAGCGCAUCUCAGUCCAUGACUUCAGAAGUCUGUAGAGGCUACAAUCAGGAACACGCCCGCCAGCCAACACACUCGUAUGCAAUGGAAGAAGACAUUGAUGUCACAUCACAUACUGAGGGUCUGAAUGGUUUGUCCUGUGAAUGUAAACCAUUAGAGGAGAUCACCAAUGGACACUCCAAUCAUAAGCCUGUCAUGAAUGGACUGAUUAUUGGUCAUAAUGUCAAAGACCACACGAACGGCAGUGCACCACUCAGAUCCCUGCCGAUUUCAGCACUGAAGCAGAAUGGUCUACUGCAGACCCUGGCGGCUGGAGGGGACCAGCCUAAUCCUACAGAGGAAAAUGUGGAGUUGGAAAAGGCCAGAGAGGAGUGGGAGGCUCUGGAGAACGUUCAACCAGCUCUCACUGAGGACUCAAACCCAACCCCGCUCAUCUCCUUCAAUGAAGCCUUGCAGUACUUCCAGACCACAGACCUUGGGGACUUGCUUAAGAACAUCCAGCCAACCAUUCGCAGGACAGGUCUGGCCGCUAUCACUCACUUCCUCUUUGGACCUCCACGACUGCACCGGGAACUCCUGGAGGAGAGAGAUCUGGUUUUUGCCAUCGCACAAUGCCAUGUGGACAACAGCCAAACAGUCCAUAUGCGUGUCCUGCAGACCAUUUAUAAGAGACUGAUUGGCAGCAGGCUGGACUGCCCUCGCUAUGGGGCACACUGGGAAAACAUUGGCUUUCAGGGUGUAGACCCGGCCACUGACCUACGUGGCACCGGUUUCCUGGGACUGAUGCACACUUUGUACUUUGUGAUGGACCCAGAGACUCUGCCUCUCGCUCGAGACAUCUACAAGUUAUCACAGCACCCUACACAGAACUUUCCAUUUAGUGUGAUGUCAAUCAACAUGACCCGCAUUGCUCUACAAGUGCUCAGAGAGGAGGCCUUGUCCAAGGAGUGCAAUCGACGUCAGCAGGUGGUUGGUGUACUGAAUGAGUUCUACGUUGCCACGUAUCUGCACCUGUACCAACUGUGGAAGACCCAACAGAAGACCAUUGCUGACUCUGGCUUUGUACUAAAAGAAGUGGAGCUGUUUGCCAAAAAGAACCCCAAGCAGAUGCUACGCCGACUAGAGGUCUUCCUGAAAGAGAGGCAGGCAGUUGGAAUCCCCCGCGGGACAUCGUCAGACCCUCAGGCUCAACAGCCUUCUCCCAGCCUGGGGGAACGAGGGGCCAGAGCCACGGCGGGACAGGGAAGCAAGGGAAAGGAGAUGCACUUCACAGGAGUGUGUGAUCUACCACCAGACAUGGAGGGAGAGGCCAGACUCAUCUAAGCUUGACUGUGUGAGUGUGCGUGUGUGUGAGCAAUCCUUCGUGUGGGUAUAUCUAUUAGUGUAAUUGUGAGUGGCUUACUCAGAGAGCUAAGAGAACCCCACCAGACCCUGAUCUAGGCCCUGCUAUCUGAACCCUUUUCAAACACUUCCACUCUUUCCCUUGCUGCUGGGGUGUUGCACUUUGAUCAGAUUAUGCUUUUGGGGGGGGGGGGGUCUUUCUGAGUUAUAUUUGUUUUUUUAUAAUUUAUUUUUUUUAAACAGAGAACAGUUGAAUAUAAAGAGCUUAAAAUGGUCAGAAACACAAUGUGUCACAAAGAAAUCAACAAGAAAAUGAUAGUUUGCACUUUUCUGUGGAUUUUAGCCAAAUUCUUGUGGUGAAACUCAACCUGUCUAGAAUUCCCAAACAAGGAUCUCUCAGUCAGGUUAUGUUAGCAGUAAAGAGGCUGGGACAAGGCAACAAGCGACCUUUGUGAAAGUCGUGGCUGUCUGUCUUACUCCAAGAUACCGCUCCAUCACAUGAGCAUGCUAACUGCCCAUAAUCCAACAGAGAGCCGUGUUGUUUGCCGUAUUGUUGCGUGAUCUGUUAACUAAACUAAGAUAAAAAAUAUAUAUCAGGUUCAAGCCCUUCGAUAGAGUAAACAAAAGCAAGUUUUCUCAGCAUGAGUCGGGGAGCAGCAGGUAGCUAACCCAGAGAGGUUGCAGAAGCUUUUGUGCAGGUAACAGAAACUGCAGGUUUACGCUGUUCUCAAAAAUCUUACACAGUAGGCGUUGAAUGCAGCUUGCUUUGACGGUCUAAUCACUUUACAUUCUCUACCAGUGUGAAUGAGACAUACAUUAUAUGAAAGAUGUACAAGAAAGGAUGCUCAGUCCAGAUGUGUGGUGGUAUAGCCCGUUGUUGGUGUACUCCUUGUCUGUUGCUAGGGGCAUGAUAGACUAGGUCCAGAGCUCCCACUUAAUAUGGGGGAAUAUAUUUUAAAUAAUUUAAGAAAAAUAACUAUUCUUGUCCUUUCUGAAGGGACGGCUGUCGUAAUGUCACCAUUAUACAGCUCUACUUCAGAUUCUUUGUUAUGAAACUGAUGGCUGAGUGUCCGUGUGAAGGAUUUUUAACACAAAUUCCGCCAGGACAUCUGAAAGUCUUCUGACUAAAAUCUUGGUUAAAGCCAAGAAGACGCUUCAUGACAGUCAGUGUGCUUGGCUUGGUCCCAGCUGAAGUCAAAGGUCUGGUAUGAGCUUUCUCUACAUUCCGUUACAAAGCAUGUGAUUGUAAUUUUUUUGACCAGUUUAAAAAGAGUUUAUUUGUGCGUAUGAGUGUGUGUGUGUGUGUGGUGUCAGAUGGAUGAGCUGAUAUUGAUGAAGGGUGCCUCUCCCAGGAGAUGUAUGGUACAGUAUGCAAUCCCAGCUCUUACUCAAUGAUAAUCAAAACGAUAGUGCUGUGUGACGAUAAGAAUCGUUCCUAAAUUCAGGGUUUGUGUGCAAGUGUGUGUGUACGAUGUGUGUGUGUGUGUGUUGUAUGACAGGAACUGACUACAAAUGGGGUGCUUUCCGCUGCACACAAUAAGCCAGCUUUACUAAGUACUUGAUCCAUCAAGCUGCAAAGACGGUACUUUUUUCAUUUUUGAAAAUGGUACAUAGCAUUGCUGAAGAAAAAUUGUUAACACACUCACUGGUUUGCUUUAAAAAAAAAAAAAGUGUUUCUCUGGACACAGAUGGUGUCAGUGGCUCUGUGGCCUAGAAUGGGUCGAGCUCCUCUGCAAAGCUGGUCACUGCUGUGUGCUGACGUGAAAUCUCCUCCCAUCAUCGUAGUCUCAAUCUGUAGCAUGUUCAGGUAGCACUAGUACUGUAGCAUACUAUAGCCUCCUCCUCUUCGUAAAAAGCUUGUUGAUGUCAUGUCUCAGUUACAGUCUGUAGUGUCAGUGAGUGCGCAAACUGUUACUACUAUAGCACAUUCAUUUCAUAUUUUCAUCAAGCCUCCUCCAGUAGACACUUGUUUAGGGGGCACAGUGUAUGUUCUGCAGAGAUGUGGGAUAGGCCUGACCUUGUCUUCUAAGAAGGUGACGGUAAAAAACGGUGCCUACAUCCAGGGGAGGCAUGCGGGGUAGAAUGUUCGUCUGUCCUUUUGUGUUCUUUUUUUUUUUCUAUUUGAGCCAUCGUGCCACAGUAGACUUCCUCCAUUCAUGUAAUGCAGUUAACAGAGUUGUUGUGACCCCUUAAAACAUGCAGGCCUAAUGGAUAUAUACAUAAAAAACACAGGCAUGUAAAUUUUCAAUGUCAACAUCUACUCCGAUAAUCGUUCUUUGCCAUCUCCGACAUUUAACUUCGAAAACGAGCUGAUGUACUUUUGCCAAUUGUUUGCAAGUGUUUUGAUUGAUCAGGAAAAUUUGCACUGUUGUAGAUCUUUGAUAGUAUGUGUGACGUGUGCAAGAGAAAAUGGGCCAUCAUCAAUAGCCAUAAUGUUUGUUAUCGUCACCCGCCUCAUGGAACGAAUUUCCCUCCUUGCUCUAAAAAGUUGCACCACGGAUAUGAUCUUGCGUUUAGUUUUAUUAAAUUUUAAACUGAGGAGCAGUACAGUGUAUGUAAAUCAGGAAGUUUGUAUAUAGAGAAUUAAUGAUUGUAACUGUAUGAUUGUCUGUAGGGCAUUAUACUAAAACACAUUGCUUACCUCAAGACUUGAGACAAAUCUCUCCUUUCUCUCUCCUGACGUUUGUUUGGCCUCCCAGUCCGACACUUCUCUUUUUACGUUCCCUCCUACGCAGGCCUUCUCUCAUACCAAUUGGAUAUUUUAUAUAAUGUACAUUCAGCACCUGAAACACUACAUGAUAACAAACUAACACAAAAGCUGGUCAAUGUUACAUGUAUUCUAUUUAAAGACACAUUUAUAGACACUAUAUAGGCCCACACAUGCUCUAAUGCACACCUGCAGAUAUGAAAUCCUUUUUAAAAAUGACCUAUAAUUGGCUGAUGUUUACCAUGUUGAAAUAAGCGGAGUUCUCUUGUGGCUUCAGUGAUAGUAAAGUAUACUUUUGCUGUUUUUAAGUGUUGGGUGUGAGGAAAACACUGAUGAGCAAUUUGUCUUUACAGCUACAGUCACAAACAUACUUCAAUAUAUAAAUAGGCUUGAUUAGCAGUCAUAAUACUGUGUAUGCUUCGACCUUGGUAUAUAUUCAGUAUCCAAAACAAGGCCUGAUUUAUCCUCUCAUGUUACCAAAAAUUAUAUUUUCAGCAGUCGGAAUUACUCAUAUUAUUAUGCAUUGAUCAUCAUUUGGAAUCUCCUCAGUUGUGAAACCAGAACCAAGAGAAAGAAAAAAAUCAAACAAAAAAAUAUAUAUAUAAACGGGUUCUUGCAGGAUGUCGGAUGCUCUGAGAGGUGUGGUCUGAAGUUCUGCUUCCUACAGCAGCAACUCGGCAAAUACAAUCACUUAUCUCAAUAUCCUGUGCUUUAUAUGAAGGUGUUUUACUGUUGCCGUUGUCGUCAUGUCCCUCAGAGCAUUUUAUGACUGUACCUCGAUUGUAGAAGCCCUAUUUUAUACUGAGAGUUAUUUCAGAAUACAGUAUGUGCUGUUGUACAUUAAAUGUAUUGUAUGGAGAAAGCUAAAUAAAUGCUGUUA